AGAUACACUUUCUCCAAACACAAUGAGACACUUGUGGGAAAGAAUGGCAAAGCCAAGGAACACCUGACCAUAUGAAUUACCCUGAUGCAAGUGUGCUCAACUGCUAGAAUGAAGAAAAAGAAGCAGGCUGGCAUUUUAAUAAGUGUUUAUUGAGUGAGGAGUAACAGAAGGAAACUUGGAAAAAUGUCUGUAGCUACAAGGUUUCUGCAGGGAAAGAUCUUCCUUGGAAAUUACUUUUAAAGAAGCUGGUAAGGAUCCUGCUCUCUGAGGCACUAGGAGGAGUCCAGCUACAGUAAUCUAGUGAACUGGUCUGUAAUACUGUAGUGGAGCUGCUUCUGCCACAGCCUGCCUGCCUUAUUCAUACUUCUUAAGAAAUCGCUGCUCCAGGACGGACAACCCUUUAAACACAAUCUGAUUAGUUGCCUGGUACUUCAUCUGUGGCAAGCAGGACAAUGGCUGCCAGCAAGAGCAAGAACCAGAGUUCUUUGGCCCUCCAUAAAGUUAUUAUGGUUGGCAGUGGAGGUGUGGGCAAAUCUGCACUCACUCUUCAAUUUAUGUAUGAUGAGUUUGUAGAAGAUUAUGAACCUACCAAGGCUGACAGCUACAGAAAGAAAGUAGUUCUGGAUGGUGAAGAAGUGCAGAUAGACAUUCUGGACACAGCAGGACAAGAGGAUUAUGCAGCUAUCAGAGAUAACUAUUUCCGCAGUGGGGAAGGAUUUCUUCUAGUCUUCUCAAUAACAGAGCACGAAUCCUUUACAGCAACAGCAGAGUUUCGGGAACAGAUCCUACGUGUGAAGGCUGAAGAAGAUAAAAUCCCUUUACUGGUAGUGGGAAACAAAUCUGACUUGGAAGAGCGCAGACAAGUGCCUGUAGAAGAGGCUAGAAGUAAAGCAGAGGAGUGGGGUGUGCAGUACGUAGAAACCUCUGCCAAAACUAGAGCGAAUGUAGAUAAGGUAUUCUUUGAUUUAAUGAGAGAAAUCAGAGCAAAGAAAAUGUCAGAAAACAAAGACAAGAAUGGCAAGAAAAGUAGCAAGAACAAGAAAAGCUUUAAAGAAAGAUGUUGCUUACUGUGAGGCUUGAGAACUGUAAAUAUCUAUCUACAGGUGGCAUGGAUAAGAUACCACUAAGGACAUAGGGCUGGAUUCAUGAAAGGAAGUCUGUAUUGACACCCUUAUUUUUUGCUUUGCAUAUCACACCUUCAAAAUGUGAAAACAGAACUUUGAAACCAUUUCAGGUAUCCAAUAAAAUCGAUGCCUACUUAAACUAAAAUGGGCUUAGUCCUAGAAACAGUUUCAGAACUACAAUCCUUCAGCUUGGUUAUACAAUGUACUUUUGUAUUAACUUCCUAGUUUACUCUGAUGUUUCUCUGAAUAUGUUCUCUUGAACCUCUACUGGCCUUACUAAGCACAGCUGUUCAGGUUCAAUAAUUUUUUCCACUGUUGCUGCCCUCCUUGAAUGUUGCAAACUGCAGGAAAGCUAGAUGACAUCGGGUGAAGGGUUUGAGUCUCCAUCUUCUGUUAGUUGUUGACGACUUUUCUUACAUUGAAAAAUGCUGGUUUCCUCACCGCACUCCAUGUAAGAAAUAGCAACUGACAGUUAAGAGUCAACUCAAUUUCAUCCAUGUUCUAUUUAGUCAAUACAGCAUUCAUGAAUCAGACCUAUGGACUCAAUUCAAACUUACUUAGACAAUGCAAAAAUGGUUGUUUAAAUACUGGCUACAUGCAUUCCCUGCUGAUCUGUCUUCUCAUCCUUAAAUUAGUGACAUGGGGUGAGAAAAUUACUGUAACCCUUUCUUGAAAAAGAAUAAUAUUUUCAUGAUCUCCUCAAAGUGCUGUCCUGGGUUUCCUCCAUGUAUUGUGGCUAAACUCAAUUACACUGACUCUACAUCCAUCAUCCCUCCUCUCCCUGGUACUGGAAUGGUGAAAAUGAAAGUGUUGAUUUCAUCAGUUUUGUUUUUAUUGGAACACUUGUGAUCAUGUGGAAAAAGUGGGAGCAUCUGCAUCUGUCUCCUGUCUUGCUGAAGGUGAAGACUUUGGGUAAGGAUCGGUCAUAUCAUGCAAUCAUGACUUGGAAUAGGUGAGGCAUACAUGCUACCUCUCAGUGAUUAUUUGGCUAGUGAGUUGUAUGGUGCCAAAAAGCAAAUGAAGUUUAGCAGUUGCCAUGUCUGUUACAAACUGUUAAAUUCAUAUGUACUGUUCCUGAUGCACAGCAACCUAGCACAUGGAGAUGCGUGUUGAGUUUUGUUGUCAGUCAUGCAAUGGUGGUCAUGUAUUGGUCAACAAAACCCAGGACAGAAAUGGAACAAAAGUCAGUACUUAGCAGCUCCUCUUGUCAGCUGACUGAACUGAGCUUUCUGAUGCAGUUUAAAUUAAGUGCAGCUGCCAAAAAAAGACUUAUGUUACCUAUGUUACCUAUGUUACUGUUGUGGAAAGUAACUGUCUCUCCUGAUUGUGAAGUGUCUCAAUGAAUUAUGGCAUCUUCUGAUUUGAAGGUGUAGAGAGGCUUAAAGUAAUGACUGAAUCUUGCUUGUUAACCGGAUACUUAAAACACAAUUACUUGGUGAAAGGAAUGUGCUAUGUAGUUGUUCAGUGAAGCACACUGCAGCAGUAAAUUAACAAACGCUGUUUCUUUUUGAGGAGAAGGAAUAGUGAAUCAUGUUCACUACAUAGUAUUGUAAUUUGAAGUUGAAAACCAAUUUUUAACAUGUACUAGAUUGCUGCUGUGCAUUCCACCUCUGAACUUUGAAAAAAGAUGUUAGAUACAAGAACCUCUGUUGGUCUGAGGUUUCACAGGGACUUAUUGUCCCAAACUCAUUGUCUUCCAUAACUAGUUCAACUUGUCAGGCAACUCAUUAGAUUGAGGAAACUGUACUAAAUAAAAGGUGCUGUAAUCUUCUUUCUUGUCAAGUUAAAUUCAUUCUUUGUUUAUGUUAUCUUGUAUGUGCAGAAAGAAUGGCUAACCAAUUCUGGAAAUAUUUAUAUUUUAACAGUGUAAUUAAUUGGUAUUACAAAGCCAACUUGACAGUUCAGUUUUGAAGCAGAGGCUGGGAGUUUGCUGCGAUAUAGAACUUGUCACUUGAGCUGUAUCACCAAAAUCUAAAGCCUAAGCACCUUGCAGGAUUCUUGGAGCUAUAACACGACGUUUCCUCUUGAGCUUCCAUGCGUAGAGUUCAGUUUUGAUUUCAUGUUUUGCAUACAGCAAAUGAAUGUCUGCUUCUGGAGGAAAGCAACUUGCUUAAGUUUGGUUUUAGUUGAGAACUAAAGGUUAAGUCCUUAAUUAACCUAAAGGAUAAGCAACAGUUGAGUUCACAUCACAAGCUUAUCUAGGUCAAGCCCCUCUGAGGCAGAUUGUAAAAUGGAUCUAACAAAACUGAAUAAGCUUUUCUUGCUAUAUGAAUAAUGAACUCAGCAAAGCUCACAAUGAGCAGUUCAGCUGUGUUGGCUCAAGAGACUCGCAUGCUUUGACCUUUGAUCACUUUAGUCUUAAAGUACCUGACAGUAUUUGAUAGGACAGAUGAGCUUCUAUUCAUUGAGUCUCCUAAGGGUGUUCUUAAAGUCCAUUUGCCUGUUCUCACUCAGGGGUUUUUGAUUAUUUGUUUUCAACCAAUAAAAUGCUACUGAGGUGGACAUA
Apus apus (common swift) is the source of this 3630-nucleotide messenger RNA. RefSeq names its product RAS like proto-oncogene B (gene RALB). The transcript is spliced from 8 exons. The coding region runs from base 453 to 1073 and encodes 206 amino acids. Gene Ontology annotation, biological process: Ras protein signal transduction. The record is from RefSeq and is a predicted model, not a curated record. NCBI's taxonomy places the organism in Eukaryota, Metazoa, Chordata, Aves, Apodiformes, Apodidae. Gene Ontology annotation, cellular component: plasma membrane. Gene Ontology annotation, molecular function: GTPase activity; GDP binding; GTP binding.